Messenger RNA from Condylura cristata (star-nosed mole), 837 nucleotides. Its product is annotated as olfactory receptor 6C2-like. The annotation marks the transcript as partial. Gene Ontology annotation, molecular function: olfactory receptor activity; G protein-coupled receptor activity. The record is from RefSeq and is a predicted model, not a curated record. Gene Ontology annotation, biological process: G protein-coupled receptor signaling pathway. NCBI's taxonomy places the organism in Eukaryota, Metazoa, Chordata, Mammalia, Eulipotyphla, Talpidae. Gene Ontology annotation, cellular component: membrane. The transcript has 2 exons.
UUUCUCCAAAAUUUUUCCUGCUUAGAAAUCUCCUUCACUUCUUCCUGCAUUCCCAGGUACUUGUACAAUCUAUCAACAGGCGACAGGACCAUUUCCUAUAGUGCUUGUCUAAGCCAGCUAUUUUUUAUAUAUGUGUUUGCCAUAGUACAAUUUUUUCUCCUGACCAUCAUGUCCUAUGACCGGUACGUGGCCAUCUGCAAACCCCUGCACUAUGUGACCAUCAUGAACCGCAGGGUCUGCAUAAUGCUUGUCUUCUGCUGUUGGAUGACGACUUUGUUGCUGGUGUUGCCAUUCUUUAUUUUGUUACUGGGUCUGGAGUUCUGUGACUCCAAUGCCAUCGACCACUUUGGCUGUGACGCUCAUCCUCUGUUGAAUAUCUCAUGCUCAGAUACUGAGGUCCUAGAGCAGAUGCUCGUUAUCUGUUCAGUGCUGAUCUUCAUCCUGACUCUCGUGUGUGUGGUUUUGUCCUAUUUUUAUAUCAUCAGAACAAUCCUGAGGUUCCCGUCAGCCCAGCAAAGGAAGAAGCCAAUAGCCUCUGCUCAACCAUGUGCCACCAGGUCCUUAGUGGUCAGGAGCACCCUCACCUGGUCUCCCUCUUGGUGUUUAUCGGAGUGGGAGUUACUGUCCCAGUGGGAGGUCAGGUGUCCAAUGUUGUUCCAUCCAGAUGUCAGCUGGGACAGAAUAACCCAGAAGCCUCAGGUAGCUGGGACCUGCACAGAGUCUUGUUGGCAUAUAAUGUUGAGGUUUGCACUGAUUGAUAAAUAUCUGAAGCUUGGGGGGAAAGAUGAGCCCCCUGCUGUGUGCAACAACAUGGAUGCACCAGAUGAUGUUCAGUGA